GUUGUUGCAGUUAUAAUAGGAUGGAUCGGUUUUUUUCUUCAUACGGAAAGUCAGAAACGGCGAGUGCAGAGCCAAUUUGUUGCACUUCUAGAAGUCGGUGGCUAACCUUGACAUCACCAUUUAUCACUUCGGGUGGUCAAUAUAGUGUCUGAGAUCAAACUCAGAUUUUUUAGAGAAAAAUCGGAGAUAUUCAAAAUAUAUCCGAAGCCCACUCAGGUGCACGUUGAAGGUAUGGGUCCGGAAAUAUUUUUUUCUUGUUUAACAUGUCCCAACCGAACUGACAAUGUCUGUGGAACGAUGCAACAUGUGGCGCAACUAGGUGAUGGCCAAAGAAGUUUUAUCAAAAUACAUACAUAACCAACUUGACACUCGCAAUGCAUAUUCGCUACAUAGCUCAGUUAGCUUCAUUGACUAGGUACGCCACCAGCGCAAACAAAUGUCAAAGUAUAUGAUUUAUACACAACACAUUGUCAGUUCGUCCUAACAAUCGUGUUUUCGCCACUUCCCAAUAAAUAAAAAAAUAAAAUCGUUCCAUCCUAAUGUAUAGAAUCAGUUUCUGAGCUGAACUCUUUUUUGUCAUUUGAGACAGUUCUAUUUCUAUUCGAUCAGUAAUCAUAUGGUAUUCUAAUAAUGAGCAACUUUACGAUAAAAACAGUUCGGAGUUGGUGUUUUUUUUCUAUCGUUUUUUGACUUUAUUCUCUCUUUUUUUCACUUAAUCCAUGACGUAAAAAGAGCCGCGCCGUUUCAAAGUUCAAGCAACCAAACGAGCGUCAUUGUAUGAUUAUAUUCAGAACGCACGAACAUAAUUUCAAAUAAAAAAAAACGCUGUACAUCAUUUCAUAAAGUCUACAGUUUUUCUACGUUUUAUUCCAGCCAACAUCUUUCACAUGUCUAGAGUAGUCGGUGUGUUGGUUUUCUCUCUUUUCUUUGUUGCGUCGUUGAUUGAUUGCAGUGUAUUGGUGGGAUAUUUUUGGCUCUCUGUUCGCUUGUUCUAUUGCUCUCACUCUGAUGCACAGCGCAAUAAAUUUUGAAAUAAAGACGAAAACACAUUAUAUGAUCUGAUUGAAAGAACUGAAAGAACCAAAAAUAUAAAAAUAUGAAAUUGAACAAACAAAAAAGAGUAGCAAGGACAAAUGAAAAAUUGAAAAAGAUAGCAGAAAACAAAGGCAGAUAACGAAAGAAAGAAGGAGAGAUCAUCUGCCUGCCGACAGAAUAUUCGAUGUUUGGCAUAAUUGAGUGUUUAUUUAGCCAUAUUCAAUAAACUGUGUUCACUGAGUGUGAGCGGCUGUAAUUCUCAUCAAGUACGUCAACGAAUCGGUGCGUUACGAAAUUGUGCUGUUCCAAAAUUAAAAUCUUAGUGAAACGAAUGAAAUUGCUGACGAAAAAUAGUGACGACUCUUCAGAGCAACAUUUGUCAAAUUGAGUUUUUUUUUUAUAACUAGAUGGUUUUUUCAUAGAGACGCUUCGGUUGAGACAAACAGUCUCAGAAAACCUUCGAUGUAUUUUAGUUACUUUUGAAUAAUGUGGAGUCGGUGUGACUGAACGACAAAGUGCGCGUUACAAACGGAAACAAUUCCAUUGAGUGGAGAAAAUAGAGAAAUACGAGAGCUUGGAAACAAAACCCACCAAAUGAAGCAGAUGUGAGCCGAGAGUGAGGAAUAGAAAAAAAAUCACCGUGAAAAACGUUCUAAUGACCAGAGAGUGACUUUUUGAAAAGUGGAUUUGUAUUAGCACCUUCAGCAAUUGGUACUCAUUCGUCAUUGUUUUUUUUGUGUGUGUUUGAGCAUCGAAAAUGCAAUAUUCAUCCGAUGAGAUAAGUGUAGAUAGCGACCACUUGAACCAGGAUGGUACGCGUAGCCUCAAAUAUUUGCCACAUUGGCCGGCUGUAAACAUUGAGUUUCAAGAUUUGGUGUACACCGUUCCGGACAUUAGCGGAAACAAAGUGAUUUUACGAGGUGUUAGCGGUAAAUUCAAGUCAAAUCAAUUAACGGCUAUCCUCGGACCUAGUGGAGCUGGAAAAUCCACACUUUUGAACGUAUUAGCCGGAUACAAAGUCACCGAUGCAACUGGUUCAGUUUUGGUAAACGGUCGACCGCGCGAUAUGCGAGUGUUCCGGAAAAUGUCACGAUAUAUCAUGCAGCAAGAUCUAUUCCAACCAAUGCUUACCAUACGGGAAGCCAUGAAAGUUGCCGCUGAUUUAAAGCUCGGACACGAUUUGACGAACGUCGAGAAAUUCGAAUUGAUUGACGAGAUUCUCGAUUUGCUGAGAUUAACUAAGGCGGCCGAUACAAUGGGCCAUUUGUUGUCUGGCGGUGAAUUAAAGCGAUUGUCGAUUGCUUUGGAGCUUGUUAAUAAUCCUCCGGUUAUUUUCCUUGAUGAGCCAACAACCGGUUUGGAUGAUUUAUCCUGUUCGCAGUGUGUGUCGCUAUUGCGUCGAAUUGCGCACGGCGGUCGAACGGUAAUUUGUUCCGUACACACGCCAUCGGCGAAAAUCUUUGAAAUGUUCGACCAUGUUUAUAUUUUGGCCAAUGGGCAAUGCGUUUAUCAAGGCCAAGGACCAAAUUUAAUUCCAUAUACACAAAGCAUCGGCCUAAAUUGCCCAGUAACUUAUAAUCCGGCUGAUUUCAUGAUUGAUGUUGCAAGCGGCGAAUAUGGCCACGAAUAUAUAGACAAGAUGAUCUCUUCAGUUGAUAAUGGUAGAUGUUUAAAUUGGACACCGUACGAUGCUAUCGUCGAUAAUAAUUACCGAAACGAAAAGAUUUCCGGACAAUAUUUCGAUGAACUGGAAGAAGAAAUCAAUCCGAAGCAUUUGCGCGCGAGAUCAUCGAAUUGGGAACAAUUUUGUACACUGUACAAAAGACGCACCGUACAAAUGUGGCGGGAUUCGAGCUACAUCAAACUUCGAAUUUACAUGAUUUUCUUCCUCGGACUCAUUGUCGGCGGCAUUUAUCAAGGAAUUGGUAACGACGCAACAAAGGCUCUCUUCAACUUUGGCUUUUGUUUCACUGUCACCAUCGCGUUUAUGUACAUACCACUGAUGCCCGUUCUGCUCCAGUUCCCAAUGGAAGUACAACUGCUGAAGCGAGAACAUUUUAAUCGUUGGUUUCGAAUAGGACCGUAUUAUUUGGCAAUGACAGCGGCAAAGUUACCCCUGCAAAUCUUUCUGGCAUUUGCAUACAUCACAAUGAUUUAUGUAAUGUCUGACCAACCCCUGGAAUACACUCGAAUGGCAAUGUUCUACUCAAUUGCCGUGCUGAUCGCUCUCACUUCUGAAAGUUUGGGCGUGUUGAUUUCAUCCAGAUUGAGUCUGAUUAACGGAAUGUUCGUGGGUCCAAUUUGCACUGUACCAUUGAUGCUGUUGGCUGUUUAUGGAAUUGGUUAUGGUCGCGAAAUCGAAAUAUCACCCUACAUUCGAAUUGCAAUGUCAUUCAGCUACCUACGAUACGGUCUGGAAGGUUUGAUCGAUGCAAUGUAUAGCUACGAUCGUGCAGAUACAGUUUGUCCCGAUGGUGAAGUCUACUGUAUGUUUGCCAAGGCAAAAUUCUUAAAAAUGGUGCUUGGUUUCGAGGAUGUAAACUUUUUGGUGUCAAUUGUUGCUCUCAUUAUGUACUAUCUAUUAUUCACAAUCACUGCAUUUUAUAUGAUAAAAAUUCGCAUAUCGACCACACACAAAAACAACAUUGCUGUUCAGUAUUUGGGACGAUUUGUCAAAACACAUCUUAAUUUUGCCGCAUACAAAUACUAAAGGUGUGUUUUAUGUUAAGACGUUAUCAUCAUUUCAGGCAAAUAGUUUUAUAUGGCGUGGAUUCAAACAAAAUGUGAAAUAGAUUUGUAAGCAAGACAAUUUAUUUAAAUUUUAGAUUUAAAAAAAACACUGUAGAUUUAACCGAUCGGACUGUUCUUUCUUCUUGUCAGAAGAUUUUAAGAUUUUAUUUGUACAAGUUUUGUCAAUAUUUAAACAACAAAAAAAGGUUUGUGAACAAUAAAGAGGAAAUUCGUACAUAUAAACAAAAAAAAAAUCAAAUGAACAUGGCUUACUUUUAGUUUUGAUAGUUUUUUUUAUCGCUUUUCUUUAUUAUUCUCCUACCAAAUCCAAACGAUUCAAUUUUAUUUAUAAAAUAAAGUAGUUCUUUUUAGCUUCAAUGCCCAUUCCAAGAUCUCAGGAUUAAAACGAUCUGUGAUUAAAUGACGGAUUAAACGAUCUGUGAUUAACUGAAAAUCAACACACCAGUGCUAUAGACUAGACUCUACCACCAUCAUACACCCACACGUACACUUAUACUUACUUACAUAUAGGUAAAAAUUCCAAGUUCUCCUUCGUAAUUUCGCAUGAAAAAUUCUCAAAUUUAAUUUCGCACCGAAACAUUCUCAUUCACCAAAAAAUUCCUUUGCAAUCUCGUCGUCAAUGAAAAAAAAAACCUGUCAAAAUAUCAACUGUUUCCAGCGCCCUCUAUUCCAUCAUAGCAAAACUAAUGUACCUUGCAUACGCACAUACUGCUAAUAAGACUCUAUUCAUUAUACGUUCGAAACAUGUGCUGACCCGGUUGCAGUAUAUAAAACAGAAAUCAGCUGUUCGCAGUGUUUAUCGACACUAAGUGGCAUGUAUCGUUUGUUUCGCGUGCUUCGCCCAUUUAUGUAAUGUACGUCAUUGAGUGAUAUUUGAGUGGUUUCUUCCUAUAUAUGCACGGUAUACAAACGAUAGUAUUGAUUUUUUUUCUCGUCACAAUAGACAUGCGUAUUUGCGUGCAACGGAUUCUUCGGGCAAAAUGAUGUCAUAUAAAAUACUUCAAAAGCCAAAUAACUUGCUAUUAGCCGAAUGUCAUGUGCAUAUGAAAUUAUCGAAUUUCAGUUGAGACUCAAAUGGUGCCAUCCAAUAAUGCGUAUUUUAUCGAAUUUAAAUGUAUUGGAUCAGUCUAUCUCAAUUUCGUUCGGUACGCAUCAUCAUUCAAGCUGAUUUAGUUAAUGUAUUUUCGUUGUACGAAGCGUGUGUAUAACCGGCGGCAAUUCAUAUUAUUUACCCGGCAUUUGUACAUGUUACGGCUUCAGUUUGGUGCUCGUUCUCUUUUAAUAUGAUAAUUGCAAAUGCGUUGAUUGAAUUAAUUCGAAUGAUUUACAGUAUACGGUGUUGCUACUGCUUGUAAACAUCAAACGUUGCGUUCAUAUUUUGCAUGGCUCUAAUCCGCUUAAUGUAUUCUGAAACAUCAAUUAAAUUGGACAACAUUUCGAAAGACGAAGUAGAAGAAAAAAAUUCAAGCACAUAAAUAAAAAAUGAAAAAGAAUCGA
This is a messenger RNA of Sitodiplosis mosellana (orange wheat blossom midge), 5283 nucleotides long. Its product is annotated as ATP-binding cassette sub-family G member 1. Gene Ontology annotation, cellular component: plasma membrane. NCBI's taxonomy places the organism in Eukaryota, Metazoa, Arthropoda, Insecta, Diptera, Cecidomyiidae. The transcript has 10 exons. Gene Ontology annotation, molecular function: ATP hydrolysis activity; ABC-type transporter activity; ATP binding. Bases 1793 to 3745 code for a protein of 650 amino acids. The record is from RefSeq and is a predicted model, not a curated record.